UCACAAUCCACAAUUGGGAGCUGCUGUACGGAGGUGAAGCACAGGCAAGGCUCUCACAACACACUCAACACGAUCCUCACCAGCUGCAGGCAAAAUGGUUGUCCUUGCGGCGUCCAUCUGCACCCGUGGUGGGAAGGCCGUCCUCGCGCGGGCAUUCCACGACAUCAAGCGGUCUCGCAUCGAAGCUCUCCUCGCAUCGUUCCCCAAGGCGGCAAACUCUGGCACCCAGCACACGACGGUCGAGCAAGACAAUGUCCGAUUUGUCUACCAACCGCUAGACGAGCUCUACAUGGUGCUCAUCACCAACAAGCAGUCCAACAUCCUCCAAGACAUCGACUCGCUGCACCUAUUUGCCCAGGUGGUCACCAGUACCUGCAAGAGCCUCGACGAGCGAGAGAUUCUCCGGAAUGCCUACGAGCUCAUCAGUGCUUUUGACGAGCUGGUGACGCUCGGUUACCGGGAGAACCUGACCAUCAGCCAGAUCAAGACAUUCCUUGAGAUGGAAAGUCAUGAGGAGCGGAUUCAGGAGAUCAUUGCCCGGAACAAGGAGUUGGAAGCUACCGAGGAGCGGAAGAGGAAGGCCAAGCAGUUGGAGAUGCAGCGCAAGGAAUCGGGGAGGAGCGGUCGCAGUGGCGGCAUGGGUGGCCGGCCGCCAGUAUACCCAACAUACACCCCGCCAGUACGACCCGCUAUCACCGAGACAUACGAUACCUACGAGGCGGAGAAGAACAAGUCCAAGUUUACUGCCCCGAAGGGCAAGGGCAUGCAACUGGGCAAGAAGUCCAAGACCACAGAUAUGUUCGAGCGUGUGAAGACAGAGUUGGGGCCCGUGGACGAUACGCCACUUGUUCCCGUCCCCGCCCCGUCUGCGCCGGAAGCGGCCGCUGCGGCCCGGAUAUCGUCGUCGCUAGACCGCGAUGCGAUCCAUGUCACCAUCAACGAGGCCAUCAGCGCCAAGCUAUCCAGGGAGGGCACGCUGAACUCAUUCUCCAUAAGCGGGGACCUAACACUGCGCGUGUCAGAUCCCUCGCUCACUAAGCUCAAGCUGAACCUCAGCGCCACCCCGUCGCAUGGUGCGCAAUUCCGGACGCACCCUAACGUAGACAAAAAUGCCUUCAACAGCUCUAAAACCAUUCAGCUGGCAAACCAAGCGCGGGGUUUCCCGGUGAACAAUGCAGUGGGCGUCCUCCGCUGGCGGGCCACGCCUAAGGUGGACGACACCAGCGCGCUGCCCAUUACGUUCACCGUCUGGGUCAACAAGGGCUCCGAGGGCAACUGCACGCUGACCAUUGAGUACGAGCUCUCUGGUGGCGACACGCUCAAGGAUGUUAGCGUGAUUGUGCCGUUCACAAGUGCCGAGCCAUCCAUUUCCAGCUUCGACGCUGUCUACGAGGUGUCGGGUGACAGCCUGGAGUGGGCGAUAGGUACGGUCAAUGAUGAGAACCCCAGCGGGGCCUUUGAGUUCGAGGCGCAGACGGACGACGAGAACGAGUUCUUCCCGAUGCAUGUGCGCUUUUCGAAAACCUCGCCGUUUGUGGACGUCGAUGUCCAAUCGGUGGAGUUGAUCGAGAUGAACGAGGAGGUGACCUUCUCCAAGGACAUCAAGUCAGUUGCCGAGUCAUAUGUAAUUGAGUAGUAGACGCUCUGAGGAGAGCGGCUGGCAGGAUGACGAUCAAUGUUCGGUGUUUUGAGCGGGCAGGUGUCUUUGGAGUGCGGGCGUGCUUAGAGACACGGCAGGAAAAGGCUGUAGGCUGUAGCUGUCUACAAGACCUCGCGAUUUUCAUGGGACUGCGUACACAAGCUGUCUUGGCUCUUAUCUUGAACUCCCCUGGAACCUCUCAGUCCCUUUUGUCAACAAUGGGCCGCAGUCUGAAUCAAGCGCUGCAGUUAAGAGUGCACCAAGUGCAGUGUUGUGAGGCACAGUGCGAAUAUCCUGGUCGCCCAGUCAAUCAAUUAAAGUUCU
Chaetomium strumarium is the source of this 1963-nucleotide messenger RNA. RefSeq lists its product as uncharacterized. The coding region runs from base 95 to 1636 and encodes 513 amino acids. Gene Ontology annotation, cellular component: COPI vesicle coat. Gene Ontology annotation, biological process: retrograde vesicle-mediated transport, Golgi to endoplasmic reticulum; Golgi localization; endoplasmic reticulum to Golgi vesicle-mediated transport. The transcript is spliced from 5 exons. The record is from RefSeq and is a predicted model, not a curated record. Lineage: Eukaryota; Fungi; Ascomycota; Sordariomycetes; Sordariales; Chaetomiaceae.